AUGAAGUGUCUCCUGUGCCUGUGUUUAUUUCUUGCUGUUCUUUGUGCUGUAACCCACUGCCACCAUGAAGACAUUUGCCAUGAAGUCAAUACUAAGCUGCAUGAUGGAACAGAAAGUUUAUUAACAUAUAACUGUGACGAGGAGGCACACUCUAACUAUGCAGAUUUUGUAUUUAGAUUUUACAGGGAGGCUAUAUCACAAGAAGCUGAUAGAAAUGUUUUCUUUUCUCCCAUAAGCAUCUCCACUGCCUUCGCCAUGCUGGCUGUUGGUGCUAAGUCAACCACCCUGGCUCAGAUUUUUGAAGGACUGGGCUUUGACAAUUUGACUGAGACUCGCAUACAUAAUAUGCAUGACAGUUUUCACAAAGUUUUAUCAGUACUGAACUGUGCUGAUGCUAACAUCACAUUAAACAUAGGGAAUGCCCUUUUUACAGCUAUUGGGUUUGAACCACAGGAGUCAUAUUUACAAAAUACCAAACAAUUUUAUGAUGUAAAUGUUUUUUCUACCGAUUUCCAUGAACCAGAAGAAGCUCAGAAGCAAAUCAAUAAAUAUGUAGCGGAGAAAACCAAGGGGAAAAUUCCUGAAUUAGUUGGUGGUCUUGAUCCGAGUACAGUAUUGGUUCUUGUUAACUACAUUUAUUUCAAAGCUGCCUGGGAAAACUCAUUUGAUCCUUUGCUGACAUAUGAGGAUGAUUUUUUUGUGGAUACAAAUACAACUGUUAGAGUCAACAUGAUGCAACGAGACAGUAUCUUUGACAGUUACUAUGACCAGGAUCUCUCUUGUGAGGUGGUAGAGCUGCCUUACGAGGGCACUACACGAGCAUUGCUCAUUCUGCCUGAUGAUGGAAAGAUGAAGCAAGUGGAAGAUGCUCUCUCCAAGGAAACUCUUUGUAAAUGGGAUAGCAAAUUUGUGACCAGGAGUUUAAAUCUGAAAUUACCCAAGUUUUCUAUUAGUGGGUCUUACAGCGUUAAAAACCUGUUCAAGGAAAUGGGCAUUACUGAAGUGUUCUCAGGUAAUGCUGAUCUGUCUGGAAUUAGUGGCAGCCACAAUCUUCACGUUUCAGAAGCAAUUCACAAGGCCCUGUUGGAAGUUGAUGAGACUGGAACUGAAGCUGCAGGAGCCACAGCUGUAAUCUUUACCAGAGUCUUCUAUCCUUCUGUUACCAUUACAUUCAACAGGCCCUUCAUUAUUUUGAUUUCUGACAAACGAACCAGCAGCACACUUUUCAUGGGGAAAAUUGUUGAUCCUACGAAGAAGUAA
Messenger RNA from Acanthisitta chloris (rifleman), 1260 nucleotides. Its product is annotated as serine protease inhibitor 2.1-like. The record is from RefSeq and is a predicted model, not a curated record. Gene Ontology annotation, molecular function: serine-type endopeptidase inhibitor activity. Gene Ontology annotation, biological process: negative regulation of endopeptidase activity. The coding region runs from base 1 to 1260 and encodes 419 amino acids. NCBI's taxonomy places the organism in Eukaryota, Metazoa, Chordata, Aves, Passeriformes, Acanthisittidae. The transcript is spliced from 4 exons.